This is a messenger RNA of Solanum verrucosum, 447 nucleotides long. RefSeq lists its product as uncharacterized. The transcript is spliced from 2 exons. NCBI's taxonomy places the organism in Eukaryota, Viridiplantae, Streptophyta, Magnoliopsida, Solanales, Solanaceae. The coding region runs from base 1 to 447 and encodes 148 amino acids. The record is from RefSeq and is a predicted model, not a curated record.
AUGGACAUAGCCAGGCUCAUGAUUCAUGUACAGCAGGUUGAGGAAGACAAAUUGAAAAAUAGGGAAGAGUUUCGUAGUAAGAGGGCUAAGACAAAAAUCAUGAGCCGGCUAGUAGAAGACAGGAAAUAUAAAUUGAUCAUCCUUUCAGCAAAGGUCACCAAGGCCUUCUCCAUCGUCAACUAUUUGGCACAAAGGUUCACUCGCAACCCACUUUGUUGUAAGUGUAGUAAGCUUCAUUCUGGAGAACAUCGUGUUGGUAUCGAUGGUUUCUUCAAGUGUGGAAGGACAAGUCACUUUUCUAGGGAAUUCCUUAAGAACAAGCAGUGUAAUGGGGGCAAUAAAGCCCAAUCUUCUUCAGCAGCUCCAGAAGAUAGAAAUAGCCAGAGAGGAGCUGCUCCAGGAAUAGGCGGGGGUACAAAUCUUCUCUAUGCUAUAGCUAGUCGCUAG